Molecule: messenger RNA, 876 nt
Organism: Sclerotinia sclerotiorum 1980 UF-70
Lineage: Eukaryota; Fungi; Ascomycota; Leotiomycetes; Helotiales; Sclerotiniaceae
Exons: 2
Coding region: 1-876 (291 amino acids)
Biological process (GO): ubiquitin-dependent protein catabolic process; protein deubiquitination
Cellular component (GO): cytoplasm
Molecular function (GO): cysteine-type deubiquitinase activity
Source: RefSeq, a predicted model, not a curated record
AUGAGUGGUGGCUGGUCUACCAACUCUGACUUUUUGCGCCAACUCUCCCCGGUCUACGGCGUCAUAUUCCUGUUCAAAUAUCCCGUCGGAGAAGCUCCUAACAAAGAUGGCACACCCAAAGAUGGCUCUUACGACUAUUCUGCUGCGGAAAAUCUUUUCUUCGCUGCGCAAACUAUACAAAAUGCCUGUGGGACCCAAGCUCUACUCUCGGUGCUUCUGAAUAAAGAUGGAGAGAUAGAUGUUGGAGUUCCGCUGCGCGAGUUCAAAGAAUUCACGACUGGAUUUCCGGCAGAGUUUAGAGGAGAGGCGCUCAGUAAUAGCGAGUUAAUCAGAGAUGUUCAUAACAGUUUUGCGAAAUCAAGUCCGUUUGUUGACGAGACGCAACGAUCUUCUAGAGAUGAAGACGGAGAUGUUUAUCAUUUCAUCGCAUAUACAUCUAUCAACGGUACACUGUAUGAGCUUGAUGGUCUGCAACCUGCACCUAUAUCUCAUGGAGCUUCUACCAUCGAGGAAUUUCCAGAGAAAGUCAUACCGGUAUUACAGAGAAGAAUUUCACGAUAUCCGGCAACUGAGAUACGGUUUAAUUUACUAGCAAUGGUGAGAGAUUUGAGAGUGAGGGCAAGGGAAAUGGGGGAUGUGGAGUCGUUGAUGAGGGAGGAACAGAAGAGAAAUGAGUGGCAGUUUGAGAAUGCCUUGCGGAGACAUAAUUUUGUGGGGUUUGCGGGGGAAGUACUGAAGGGUGUGAUAGGGGAUAAGUUGAAAGAAGGACCUAAGGCAUACGAGGAGUGGAUUGAAGAAGCGAAAAAGAAGACGAAGGCGAGAGCGGCUGAACAGAGGAAAGGCAAUGGAGGUGAGGAUCUGGAGAUGUCGGGUUGA